Messenger RNA from Hevea brasiliensis (rubber tree), 1118 nucleotides. RefSeq names its product transmembrane emp24 domain-containing protein p24delta9. The transcript has 4 exons. Lineage: Eukaryota; Viridiplantae; Streptophyta; Magnoliopsida; Malpighiales; Euphorbiaceae. Gene Ontology annotation, biological process: intracellular protein transport; Golgi organization; endoplasmic reticulum to Golgi vesicle-mediated transport. The record is from RefSeq and is a predicted model, not a curated record. The coding region runs from base 201 to 845 and encodes 214 amino acids. Gene Ontology annotation, cellular component: endoplasmic reticulum-Golgi intermediate compartment; Golgi apparatus; COPII-coated ER to Golgi transport vesicle.
ACGUGUCUGAUCGAAUCAAAUUACGCCACCUGUUCAUACCGUACGUAUUGGUCCUACGUCCACUCCCACAUCUCUCCUCCCUCUUUCUUCUCGUCCCCGGCCCGGAAUUCAAGCAAUCGCGAUUCGAUUCUGGCAUUCACUUGAAAGUCCUCAUCAAAACACAAACCCAUUUUUCUCUCUCUGCUAAAAAGACAGCGAUUAUGGCUAUAUUACAGGUUUCUGUUAUUGCAAUAAUAACACUCCUUGGAAUUUUAUCCUCUACAUCACAAUCCCUUCGAUUCGAGCUGCAAUCUGGGCACACCAAGUGCAUUUCAGAGGAUAUUAAAAGCAAUUCCAUGACUGUUGGCAAGUAUAGCAUCGUUAACCCCCACGAAGGCCAGCCUUUGCCGGAGUCCCACAAGCUCACCGCCAGGGUGACGUCGAGUUAUGGGAAUAGUUAUCACUAUGCGGACCAUGUGGGAUCGGGGCAGUUCGCGUUUACGGCGGCGGAGGCCGGGGAUUACAUGGUAUGUUUCUGGGCGGCAGAUCACAAGCCCGAAGUUACGUUGACUGUAGAUUUUGAUUGGAAGACUGGUGUGGCUGCUAAGGACUGGACUAAUGUUGCCAAGAAAGGCUCUAUUGAUUUGAUGGAAUUAGAGCUGAAGAAGAUGCAUGAUACGGUUAUAUCUAUUCAGGAGGAGAUGUAUUAUCUCCGUGAAAGGGAAGAAGAAAUGCAAGAGUUGAAUCGAGCUACUAGCUCAAGAAUGGGCUGGUUCAGUUUUCUUUCACUUCUUAUUUGUCUAUCAGUGGCAGGCUUGCAAGUAUGGCACCUGAAGACCUUUUUCCAGAAAAAGAAGCUCAUUUAAUUCUAAUUUUAACAGGCUAAUACAGUUUCCUCUCAUCUUUCUCUCCUUGUAUGUACAAUGCAAAAGGUUAAUUUAGAUUGGGAUUCUCACAACUUUUUCACGGUUGUUAGUCUGUUUUUCAAGAUACAUGGGCAACAGGUCAUUGUAAUUACUUCAAUAGAUACCUAGUAAUAAGUAGUAUUUACAAACAAGUUCAUACUAGGCAACUUUUGCUGUGACCCGUGGGCUAAAAGUAGCAAAUUAGCUUUAUCUGAGAUAAGUUUUAGUUGUGCA